This is a messenger RNA of Drosophila gunungcola (fruit fly), 511 nucleotides long. RefSeq lists its product as uncharacterized. Lineage: Eukaryota; Metazoa; Arthropoda; Insecta; Diptera; Drosophilidae. The record is from RefSeq and is a predicted model, not a curated record. The transcript has 2 exons. The coding region runs from base 114 to 440 and encodes 108 amino acids.
CUAAUGGGGACAAUAAUGGUGCUGUCGAGAGUGCAGUUGCCACAGUCGCAAGAUAAAUACGUGAGGCAACUUGAUCAGUCGCACACGGAGAUCAUCAACACAAAACACGAAACAUGGCCCAGAUGGAAGUGGACGAUGGAACCAAUGGAUGCGAUGGAUACGCUGCUUGUGGAUGUGGAUGGUUAAUGGAGAAGGGAAAAUCCCGAAAAGAUGAACGGCUGUUCGAGUGGAGCGGAAGUCGCUCAGUUCCGGCGAAUGGCAGCCCCAUUCGCAGUUCAUCUUCAUUUUCCUGCCACCUGAAGCAGACACACAUUACUCAGUUCCAGAACCAAAGAUCUUAUAUCUGCUAUAGAUGGGGUUGUGCCGGCUGUUACGCAAUUGUGGCAAUGUCUUUGAUUUGUAUCUUUGACAUGGUGGCCGCUGCUACUUCCAAAAAGUAAUUGCAAACAGCUGAGCAACAUGUGCGGCCAGUUGGCUUUUCAAUUUUGGAAUUGCCUUUCCCAAAAUUCCU